This is a messenger RNA of Limulus polyphemus (Atlantic horseshoe crab), 2234 nucleotides long. RefSeq names its product thyrotropin-releasing hormone receptor-like. Gene Ontology annotation, cellular component: membrane. The coding region runs from base 777 to 1973 and encodes 398 amino acids. The record is from RefSeq and is a predicted model, not a curated record. Gene Ontology annotation, biological process: G protein-coupled receptor signaling pathway. Lineage: Eukaryota; Metazoa; Arthropoda; Merostomata; Xiphosura; Limulidae. The transcript is spliced from 3 exons. Gene Ontology annotation, molecular function: thyrotropin-releasing hormone receptor activity.
AAAAACAUGCUGCUAUGAUAAUCUCGAUGUUCGCAACUGACGUAGCAAACAUAAUCCCAAAUCGUGCGGUGUUCAUAACGAUACGUAUUCGAGGUCGAUAACGAACAGGCGCUCAAGUACGAGGAUCGCUCAUUCAGUAUAAAGCAGCUGGCCUAACUCACGACAAGACUUAGAGAAACAGUUCAUAAGAAGAACGAGGAUCGUUCUUUAGAGAAACUGUCCAAUUCCUGUUUAUGGAAAAAUGAAUGUAAUCGUGCCAUGAGAAAAACACACAAAUACGAUGAAACUGGCUGUCUUCUAUAGAGAUUGAACCGUUCACCUGAACUAACAACUUAGUAUAUGGUUCUACGUCAGCAAGCUUUUAUCCAAUCACAGUGCUGUACUUUAUUACGUUGCCAUGGUAUCGAAUACGUUUUCGCGAAUCGUAGAUGGCAAAAUGAAGUUGACUGCUCAUGUCACAUUCCAAUUUUCACUUGCGAGAAGAGAACACCAGGUACUGAAAGUAUUUGUUAAAAUCUGUACUCUUUAAGUGGCGUUUCACUAACGACGUGUAUUACGGAACUGUAGCUCGCACUUUGUACAAACUUUUUUCUAAAAGACAUUUCUAAGGGAAGAAAUCUCAGAUGUCACCAUUCGACAUUAUUUAAAGAAGUUACUUAAUGUUGCUGAUUACAUAAAAAAUUCGUUUAUAUCUGAUUCUCCUUAAAAUACUUUCUAAGCGACAUAUUGAUAAUGAAAACUUCAUCAGUAAUUUGGUAGCUACAAAAUACUCCAAGAUGACGUCCACACUGUCUUCAACAAUCUUUGAAAAUCCUGUUUGUGAACCAACAAACAAUACCACUUUUAUUGAUGGCACUACAUCAGUUUGUAACUUAACAAUGGAUAAUAUAAACACCACUAUUGCAUUGCCAGAGCCAUCGUACUACUCAAUAUACUAUCGAAUCAUUGGAACUACAUUUCUAGGAUUAAUAUUCCUGAUAGGCAUCCUCGGUAACAUCAUGGUAGUUAUGGUGGUAACUAAAAGCCGUAGCAUGCUGACUCCUACCAACUGCUACCUUGUCAACUUAUCCUUAGCUGAUCUCAUGGUCUUAGUAGCUUCUGUUCCCAACGAAGUUUUAUCCUAUUAUUUGCUGGGAGACGAAUGGAUCUGGGGCCGAGUUGGUUGUGCUCUCUUCAUAUUUUUUCAGUAUCUAGGGAUCAAUGCCUCAUCCCUGUCCAUCACAGCUUUCACAGUAGAACGGUAUAUCGCCAUCUGCCAUCCCAUGAAAGCCCAGAUGGUCUGUACCAUUAAUAGAGCCAAGAAGAUUAUUAUUGGGGUUUGGGUGUUCGCCUGUCUUUACUGCUCCCCUUGGCUUUUCCUCACCAAGACCGUUCCUAUCUUUUACAAGGGCCACGAUAAUAUGGAGACCUGUACCUUUGCUCUUUCCAGAGAGUACUAUCUGGGGUAUUUUUUUGCUGACCUAGUUCUCUUCUACAUCCUUCCGCUACUACUAUCCUGUGUACUUUACAGUCUGAUAGCAAGAAUCUUAUUCACUAGUGACAUUCGCAGAAAAAUGGCUAAAGAAGGGAACCCCCCAAGAGAUUCAGCGAGGAACACCAACACAAGCGCUAGAGUACAGGUGGUGAAAAUGCUUGCUGUUGUCGUGGCUAUUUUCGCAACACUCUGGCUGCCCUAUCGAGCUCUUGUUGUCUACAACUCCUUUGCAAAACACCGCUACAUGGAGGCCUGGUUCCUGAUGUUCUGUAAGACAAUGAUUUUUAUCAACAGUGCCAUCAACCCGAUCCUGUACAACGCCAUGUCGGUCAAGUUUCGGCGUGCUUUCAGAAGGACCUUAUCUUGCCGUAAGCAACAGCAAUGUCACCGUGGGCCAUACGGAAGCGUACCAGGGUCUACCAGAUAUCUUCCGAGCACCCUAACAACUGCAACAACAAGGCCAGCUUCCUGUAGGAUAGAGAAAUUACAACAAGUAUAAAUCAACGUUGGUUUCUUCUGUCUUCUACAGGUUGAGGAUGAAACAUCGCCUUCCACCUGUAUCAGUAACAGUAAGAACACUAUCAUACAAAUUAGAAACAUAUAUUAUAACCUAUUUAAAUCAACACUGUCUUAUUAAACAAAGAUACAGAUUAAAACAUCACCACCCACUUCACUUUACUAUGACAAUAAGGACAUUACAAUACGAGACACAGAAAUGAAUAUUGAUUUCAAUUAUAUCUAACAUAAAUUAGAAAAGCGG